Cuscuta europaea is the source of this 764-nucleotide messenger RNA. The record is from the annotation of a GenBank genome assembly. Lineage: Eukaryota; Viridiplantae; Streptophyta; Magnoliopsida; Solanales; Convolvulaceae.
UAAUAUUAGUGAUGGGGUUAUGGGACUAGGUCCAGAGCCUAAUCGGCCCAGGCCCCGGACUUGGACCAGCAGGCCCAAGCCCAGUGAUCCAGAGCUCAUUCCGACCCAACCGUUAGGCCCAUCAAAGAGUGAAAGCUCAGGGCGGCCUGCCGUCCAGCCCUGCAGGGAGCCUGCCUACCAGCCCAGUCAGCAGCCUGCCUUCCAGCCUACCCGGGAGCCUGCCUUCCAGCCUACCCGGGAGCCUGCCUUCCAGCCCAGCAGAGAGCCUGUCUUCCAGCCUAGUGGGGAGCCUGCCUUCCAGCCCAGUGGGGAGCCUGCCUUCCAGCCUAGCCAGGAGCCUACCGACCACCAGCCCGCUGGGAGCCUGCGAUCCAGCCCAACUGGGAGCCCGCGGUCCAGCCCAGGUGGGAGCCUGCCUCCAGCCCAUCGGGGAGCCUGCCUUCCAGCCUACCCGGGAGCCUGCCUUCCAGCCUACCCGGGAGCCUGCCUCCAGCCCGGUGAGAAGCCUUCCUCCAGCCUAGCGGGAAGCCCACCGUCCAGUCCAGCAGGAGGGAGCUCAAGCGUCCAGCCUGCCAGCCAGGCUGACCUGCCAGCCAGGAAGAGUAACGGCCAACAAUCAAUGCGCUACUUAAUUAUGUGUUUAAUUCCGUAUUAAUGUUGUAAUUAAUUUAGUCAUUAUUAGGUUCGGCAGUUACCAUUUGUAAUCGCCUAUAAAAGGCAAUUCGAAUUUCAAAUACAGAUAUGCUAUUUCUGGCUAACUUUCC